Vigna unguiculata (cowpea) is the source of this 1913-nucleotide messenger RNA. It is a transcript of the gene CKX7, whose product is annotated as cytokinin oxidase 7. Gene Ontology annotation, molecular function: cytokinin dehydrogenase activity; FAD binding. The record is from RefSeq and is a predicted model, not a curated record. Lineage: Eukaryota; Viridiplantae; Streptophyta; Magnoliopsida; Fabales; Fabaceae. Gene Ontology annotation, biological process: cytokinin metabolic process.
AGAAACAGAAGAACUACACUAUCUUCAGAGUUUAUGCAAAUUUCUUUCCUCACUGCCCAAGAUGCUAGCUUAUUUGGAGCACUUCGUUCACGAAAAAGAUGCGGAAUCCAGGCAAGAAGACGAAGUUGCCAGCCUCUCCAGAGCGCUUGAACUUCAAGCCAGUAUCGACGAAUUGGGUCCCACCGGAAUCGCCAGUAAGGAUUUCGGCGGCAUCAAGUCCGUGAAACCCCUGGCCAUGAUCAGGCCUUCCUCGCCCGUCGACGUGGCAAGAGUGGUGAAAGCCGCGGCGGCGUCUCCGAGUCUGACGGUGGCGGCGCGGGGGAACGGGCACUCGGUGAACGGGCAGGCCAUGGCGGAGAAGGGACUGGUCCUGGACAUGCGCGCCUUGGAGGAGCCUUUUGAGAUUGUCUGGGUAGAAGGCACGGCCUACUUGGACGUUUCCGGAGGGGCAUUAUGGGAAGACGUCCUUAAACGCUGCGUUUCGGAGGUUGGACUCGCCCCGAGGUCGUGGACGGAUUAUCUCGGUUUAACAGUUGGUGGAACGCUGUCCUACGCCGGCGUCAGCGGCCAAACCUUCCGUUACGGUCCCCAGACAUCCAACGUAACGGAAUUGGAAGUUGUAACCGGCAAAGGCGAAACGCUGUGCUGCUCCCUGACACAAAACUCUGAACUUUUCUUUGGUGCGCUCGGUGGCUUAGGACAGUUCGGUAUUAUUACAAGGGCCAGGGUCGUUCUUCAACAAGCUCCAGAUAUGGUGAGGUGGAUAAGAGUGGUUUACUCUGAAUUUGAGGAGUACGCUGGCGACGCAGAGUCGCUGGUGGGGGAAGUAGAGGAAUGUUUUGAUUACGUGGAAGGGUUCGUUCUGGUGAACAGUGAUGACCCGGCCAAUGGAUGGCCCACCGUGCCAUUGGACCCGGAACAAGUGUUCGACCCGAUUCAUAUUCCUUCCACUGCUGGCCCUGUUUUGUAUUGCUUGGAGCUGGGUCUUCACUACGGUAACGCGGAUCAUCGUUCCCGUGCGCGUGUGGAUAUGGAUGUGGAUCGAUUGCUCGGACGGCUGCGAUUCGUUCGGGGUCUCAAGUUCCAGACAGAUGUGAGCUACAUGGAGUUUCUGCUACGUGUAAAGCGCGUGGAGGAGCACGCAAAAGCCAACGGCACCUGGGAUGCGCCUCACCCUUGGCUCAAUCUGUUUGUGUCCAAGUCUCACAUUGUUGAUUUUGAUCGUGAGGUCUUCAAGAAGAUUCUCAAGGACGGGGUGGAUGGCCCCAUUUUAGUCUACCCCCUCUUGCGAACCAAGUGGGAUAAUCGUCACUCAGUGGUGGUGCCUGACAGUGACAUCUUCUACAUAGUAGCUUUGCUCCGAUUCAGCCCACCACCUCCGAAGGGUCCACCACCUGAACUCUUGGUGGCGCAAAACAAUGAGAUUAUUCAGUUCUGCACAAGCAGAGGCCUUGAUUUCAAGCAAUACUUUCCUCACUACCACUCUCGGGAGGAUUGGAUGAAACACUUUGGGAAACAAUGGACAAGAUUUGUGGAACGAAAGGCCAAUUUUGAUCCCAUGGCUAUCCUUGCUCCAGGACAGAGAAUUUUCUCUAGAACCCCUCAACCUCGUCCUAUCACAUAACUACAUCAUUUAAGAAUACCUGUCAUCAUUCUAAUUUGUAACUUUCUUUCCCUUUAUUAUAUUUUUCUUCUUUACUUUAAUUUGGUGGCAGUGUAUUUGUGAGGAAAAUAUCUAGGGCAAAUUAUUUUUGAGUUUGGUAUUUGACGCAGCUAUUAAUGAUUUGACGGUCUAUCAGAUCACAUCUAAAUAUACAAGUAAAUGGCAUGGAUCGAAACCUAGGUACAUGAGUUGAUGAAGAAAAGUGAUAUUGGAGUAGCCAAAAAAGAUGAAAAGUAUAAUGUGGGUUAGC